AUGUUCCCUGUGACAAAAACGGUUUAUCGUCGGCACACGUUGGAGAAAGUGGAAAGUCACCCAAUCACGAUGACUCGGCAUUUCCUGCUCCAGGAAGAUGACUCCUUUGCUGGGUUCAUUUGCUCCUACUGCCACGGUUACCGCAACCGGGACUGUGAACAUAGUUUGCCUGAUGUGGAGUAUGUGGCAAACGCUGGAGCCCAGCAAAAGCGACGCAAGGACAAGAAGGCUGGGGUCUAG
This is a messenger RNA of Penicillium crustosum, 240 nucleotides long. RefSeq lists its product as uncharacterized. Lineage: Eukaryota; Fungi; Ascomycota; Eurotiomycetes; Eurotiales; Aspergillaceae. The record is from RefSeq and is a predicted model, not a curated record. The transcript has a single exon. The coding region runs from base 1 to 240 and encodes 79 amino acids.